AUGCUGCCCGCCGAGGAAAUGGGCGCGGCGCUCCCCAGGGCUUCUCCGAGCCCCGAGCCCUCCAUGUACAGGCACAGGCCCGCCUCGGAGCUGACUCAGGAUAUUUCCCAUGUGCUAACCAAAGUUUUUAAGAGCUUAUACACUUCAGAGGUGAUAGCAGCAGACAUGGUGGAUAACAUGAUCAAAUCACAUGGAGGAAACAAUCCCCAUCACAAACACUUUGUGGAAGAGUUGCGAAAGCUCCGGGAAGAGUAUAAUCACCGACAAAUGGAGGCAGAAAUGCUGGAAAGGCACAUCAUCCAAGCCAGGGCCAGGGCCACAGCCGAAGAGGAAAGGCUCUUGAAUUUGCACCAGCAGGAAGUUCCAGAAACCUUCCGCCAAGUGGCCAAGCCAUCAGUGAAGUCUACAUUCAGAUGGUGUGUGGACGGUGCCCUUCUUAAAAAACACCACUUAAUCUGCCCUGACGAUUACAUCACAGAUCCGGUACUAGUAACCCACGCUCCUAAAGAUUUCUCAGAACCGGGCUAUUUGAAAGAAACGGAUUGUAAACACUACGUUCCUCCUGACUCAGAAGCUCUCGAGUUCAAGGAAAGCUCACGCAUCAAAAAGCUGUGGGCAAGUCUUCCAGAUGUGUCUCUGUCCAGUUUAACGCUGGAGUCUUCGGAUAUUAAUUUUCCAGACGGAACCAUGACAUCAUUUCACAGGAAGAAAGCUAGAGCCUUGGGCAAACCUGUCUGGAUGGAUGAAAUGUCCAGAGCUGACCGGCAGAAAGACCGUCUAUAUCUUCAGAGAUUGAAAGACCGCCACAAUUUCCUGAAAAACCCUCGUUUUUUCCCACCUAAUACGCUCCAUGGAGGCAAGUCCUUGAUUCUGCCUCAAAAGAAGGCGGAGCGGAUGGUAGGAGGAAGAAGGAAGUUUGUGAUGGAAAGCCAUUCCCAGUCAGUACCCAUCUUCCUCUCAAACCCUCCCGCAGUGGUGUUUACAGAAUAUGAAAUUGGCCAGGUUUAUGAGAUGACAAUAGAGUUACAGAACAUGACCUCAACAUCCCAGAGCGUCAGAAUUAUUCCUCCAGCUACAUCUGCCUUCUCGGUUGUGAUGGGGAAAUUUCCAGGUGAAGGUGGGCUUGUCGCUCCCGGGAUGAGCUGUUUCUACAUCAUCCAGUUCAUUCCUGAAUAUCUUGCAGAUUAUGAUGAUUAUUUACUGGUGGAAUCUCAGGCAGCCUAUCCGCUCCUGGUCCCUUUGCAAGGCAGAAGACCACCCCCCAUUUUAACACUGCCACACGUCCUGGAAUGUGGGGCCUGCCUGGUGGGCGGAGUAAAAUUUGUAAAGUUUGAGUGCAAAAAUGAAGGGCUCAGUAUCGGAAAGUUUUGCAUCAUGGCGAAGGACAUGUGGCCACCUCCUAACUUUCGGUCUGUCGCCACUCUGGGUUACGUGAAGCAACAUCCAUUUGGGAUUUGUCCGGCUGUCUUUGAACUUAUUCCCGGUCAGUCUAUCCCAAUUGAGGUGGUGUUCAUGCCCAGUUCUGCUGAAAUCGUAUCGGUGACCUACAUCAUCGUUUGUGACAACUGCCAUAUCCACGAGAUUAUCGUCACAGGACUCGGAGAGCUGAUAGCUUUGGAACUUUUGUCUGUUUCUGGUGGAGAGAGCAUCCUUCAGCCCGGCGAGCUUAUAGACGUGACCUCACAGCACCUUGUACGUUUUGAGCCACUGAAUCCCCAUUCCAUGGCAGAGAAAACACUGAUUGUGAGAAAUAAAACCCACGUAGAACUUCCUUACUUCUGGCAAAUAGUGAAGCCCAACCUGCAGUCACUAACCCUGGAAGGAAAAAUGAACAUUGCAAAUAUAAAGUACAACCUGGACACAGAGACCGCUUUCUCCGUCGUUCCUAAUUCUGGGACUCUGCAAGCCCAUUCCGACCAUCCGUUCACCCUCUGUUUCUGUCCACAGGAGCUAAAGAAAUACCAUAGUGUGCUUCAAAUAGUGCUGGAGGAUAUCCCAGAAUCACAUUCUAUCCACAAUUCAGAGUAUUAUGAAAACGGAGAACGGCGAAAGGAAGAUGUGAUUGUCUUAGAAAUUGACAGCAAAGGCUCCACGGAACCAUUUCAGAUCUUGUUAAAUCCUUCUGCUAUGAUCAUCCCAGGAGAAAACUACAUUGGUGUGAAUAUUAGGAGAACAUUUGAGAUGCUUAACAAUAGCAACUCUGCCAUCACAUUUGGAUGGGGGAAAAUCUUUGACUGCGACAUAGUGGAAGUUGAACCUUCAUUUGGAACGCUAGGUAAAAUAUCUUUUUGUGAGUUUGAGUUUGUGAUCACGGGAGGGAAACCGGGCCAUUCCUGUCACAAGCUACAGUGUGAAAUCACUCACUCAGAGGAGCCUGUCGCUUUGUACGUUGAGGCUGACUUUAAGGGGCCUCUUCUUUCCAUUGACGUGAUAUCCAUCGAUAUGGGUUUGAUUAAACUGGGAGAAAAAGUGACGCGUGUUUUGGAAAUAGAAAACUUAAGUCAGCUGCCAGGAAAAUGGAAAAUGCAGGAAAGACUUAGCUGCAUAGCAGAAAGGGCCGAGGAGGUUUCGGCCUUCAAAAUUCAGCCUUCUAGUGGGGAACUGAAUCCUCUGGGUAAAUGUCUUGUCUCGGUUUCGUUUACUUCGUAUACAUGUCAUCAUCUCCAAACUGUAUUAGAGAUGGACGUGGAAAAUGGAGUUGGAAGCCACAUCCCUGUAUCUGUGGAGGUGCAGGUGCCCCAGGUGUGUCUGCUGCCGAGUCACUUACACUUCAAACUUGCCACUGGGAUCCCCGCAGAGGCAACAGUCCACCUUUUCAACCAGACGUUGCUCCCCACACCCUUUAAAUGGGGAGAGCUGCUUGGAAGUCAGGGGUCUUCGUGUCUGCUGAGCGUCUCCCCAGAAAAUGGAGUUUUGGGCCCAAAUGAGAAGAAGGAGUUCUGUGUGGUGAUGACGUAUAAUAAGAAGGAUAAGCUGAAUGACCUAGUCUUGUGCUGUAGCAUUGAAGAUAUGUCAGAGCCACUCUUUCUGGCUAUGUCUGGUGAAGUAAAAGAGCUGUGGGUCACCUACUCGGUUCCCUUUGACAGUGAUGAGGAACAAAACUUAACGGAUUCAGAAAAUCUAAAACUCAGAUUUGGCUCUGAGGUGGCCUUGGAGAGUGUGAUAAAGCGUCAGUUGAUCAUUAUCAACCAUUCCGAAUUAGCUGCUCCCUUCACCGUAGAAGUUGAUUAUUUCAGCAGCCCUCCACAAUCUUCUGAGGAUCAAGAAGGGGACACGAUGCUGGAGAAAACCAGGCGAAUAACACGACCAAUCCUAAAGAAGAAGCAGUCGGCCUUCCGAGGGGGCAUGCUGUCCCAAGGGAAAGGAGCGGCUUUCCACGUGCAUCCGUCGGAGGGGAUCCUGGAGGCUUGCCAGAAAUUUAAUAUAGAAAUCACAGCCUACAACAAUAUGUGGGGACAUUAUAAGGAUGUUCUCAUCUGUAAGAUGGGUGAUUUAGAGCCAAGGUUGAUCCCCAUGGAAAUGUCAGUGAAAGGCUGCCCCAUCUUCCUGCAGAUGACUGGACCAAGCCAUCCCAUGGCGACCCCCAUCAUCAGGUUUGGAGCUCACAUCUCUGGAGGAGACACCGUCUCACGGUACAUCCGUCUCAAUAACCCCACUCCCUUCGACAUUCGAAUGGACUGGGAAAGUUACAACCAAGAUAAAGAUGAUGACAAACUGAUCGAUCUGUUGGUGUUUUAUGGUGCACAGUUUCCAAUCAAGGACUCAGAUGGCAAUGAGAUCAAUGUUCUCUGGAAGUCAGACACAUCCUCUAAGAAAAUGUCUUCCACUUCAGACUCUACCUGGUCAUCAGCCAGGGAGAACCUGAACCUGGGGACACUUUUUGAGGAUGAUGAAGGAAGUUCUGAUGACUCCUACCGGGAACCAGAGACGCGCAAGCCAAUAGUCUCUGUGGUCCUUCGACCUCACGAGGGCGUUCCCUCGGAUUACCCUUUCUGCAUCACUCCCAAACAGAUUGUUAUCCCUGCAGGGGGCGCCGCUGCCAUUCACAUCUCCUUCACUCCUCUGAUGCUUCCGGAAAUCAUUCAUAAGUUUGAAUGUGAAGGUUUUGCGCUGGGCUUCAUGAGUCUGGACAGAGAGAUUAUUCGGAAAGUCCCUGAGAAAGUAACUCGUGAAGAUGGCCAUUCUCUUGCCCCACUGAGGAUUGAUUUGCAAGCAUUUGUCAAGCCUGCUCUGUUGACAAUUGAAACAGAUCUUGAGAAAGGGUUGGUGUUCCACGCAGUGGCCAGCAGUUUAAUCCCAGAACCCCUUGUCAAGGAUGUGCUGAUCUAUUCAGCUACCACUCUGAACGUGAAGCUCACCAAUAACACAGAGACCCCUCUGGCAUUCAACCUUCUUUUAUCCACUCCCUUCUCUAUCUCUGGCGUGGACCCUGCAAAGAGCGUGAAAACAUCUCAGAAUGAAAGAGAUGAAGGAGGAGCACACCUGUUACUCUACGCACUAGAAAAUAUGUUGGUGAAGGUGUCAUUUCUCACAACCUUUGAGUUACUCACCUACCAGCAUCUCCCAGAGGACCAUCUGCCAACAGGGCUCCAAGUGAUCCAGCAGGACAGCGGGGAGAAGAUCCUGGAGUUUAAACAGGAUCUUAUCAUUGAGUACAGCAACAAAGCUACGCAGGUGCUCCCGUUGACUGCAUACCUGACCAUCCCAAUGUUUGAGCUCUCUUGUGAAAUGCUUGAUUUUAAAACCUGCCUAGUUAACCAAACAAGGUCUGAAGGUGUACUUCUGGUGAACCGCAGUGGAUGCAGAAGCUACUGGGCAGCUUUCCUGCCUGAAGAUGAACGGCAUAAGGAUCCCGAAGUGUUUUCCAUCUCUCCAAACAGCGGCAUCCUUGAGGCUCGCAAAGGUAGCACCGCUACCAAAGCCCAACUGGUGGUCCGCUUCACGCCCAGAGACAACGUGGCCUAUGAAACCACAGUGACCGUUGUUGGCAUGCUGGGGGAGAAGCCGUGCCUGCUGCUUGUCCACGGAAAGGGCUCCUACGAUGAGAAGUAUGAAGACCUGCUCAGGAGCACCUGAAGAACAAGCCACGGGGGGCUUCUUGCAGGCAGCUUAAAG
Molecule: messenger RNA, 5115 nt
Organism: Protobothrops mucrosquamatus (brown spotted pit viper)
Lineage: Eukaryota; Metazoa; Chordata; Lepidosauria; Squamata; Viperidae
Gene: DLEC1
Product: DLEC1 cilia and flagella associated protein
Exons: 38
Coding region: 1-5076 (1691 amino acids)
Biological process (GO): negative regulation of cell population proliferation
Source: RefSeq, a predicted model, not a curated record